AUGUCGAGUCUUUCCUAUGAAUACGUCUGGUGGCCUGCCUCAGAGGCUUAUCUGAAGGACCAACGCAUCGCCGACGGUGUAUUCGCGAUGCUCAAGACGAAGACGCCGCAUGCCAUCUACGGCGGCAUCGGCCUCGAGAAGCCCUAUGCGCGAUGCAUCAUUGCGUGGGACAAUACCGAGGCACACAACGACUUCAUCAGGUCCUCUGAUUACCCCGUCCUCGGCGGGCGCCUCGUCCCUUCUUUCGCGGACCCCUCAAACCCUGGGAUGGGCAUGUUCCAUGCGCACUACGACUCGGACCCUUCUGCGCUCUUUGAUGCACCGUUCACAGAGUUCGUCAUCGCUACGGUGAAGACGGGCGUCAGCGUUGAAGAGGCACGCGUUGUCGUAGAGGGUAUGGCGAAGAGCGUUGCUGGUGAGGAUGGCGUUGUCGGUGUUAGUGUCGGGAGGGUUGAGGAGGCGCCUGAGCGGUUCGUUGUUCUUGUGGGUCGUCAGAGCCAUCAGGCUGGCAGCAGCCAGGAGUACCAAGCUUUGACUAAGGGUACCGUCGAGGUCGAGUUCGAAUGGGCUACAUUCGCCAAGAAGCAAUGA
Molecule: messenger RNA, 591 nt
Organism: Peniophora sp. CBMAI 1063
Lineage: Eukaryota; Fungi; Basidiomycota; Agaricomycetes; Russulales; Peniophoraceae
Source: the annotation of a GenBank genome assembly